CCAGCACAAAUGGAUUUCCAGUUUUAUCCCAUCGUAGCCGCGCCCAUGGCCAGCGCCCACGUGCGCAGUGCGCAUGCCCAGUGCCCACGUCGUCGUGGUGGUGGUAUGACUUCAGAACUUUUACAAUCCGAAAGUUUUUCGCAAAUACAGUAUGCUAAAAAUUUUUAAUAACUCAAAUUUCUCAAAAUAUAAUUCUUUCCUUUCAAGUUUGAUUCGCUUCUUUAACUGUGACACAGUGGCAUAUGGAAAUUAAUUGCUGUGCAGACAUUUUAUUGAGCAACUGUUUUGUGAUUUGACAGCUGAUACUAUUGAAAAUCGAUUACUGUACUUACUUUUUCCAUGGGCGCUAAUGACAAAGCCAGCUGCCGCACUAUCGACGUCGCAUAGCGCAGUUCUCUAAUCUUCCCCGAAAAAGCCUAUCGUACUACGAGUCUACGGCCACUAGGCCCUUGCCAUUUACUACAUAUACCUCUGUGUUGUGGAUUUAUGAUAGAAGUGGAUGUUACGUGUUGGAAGAUGUCUCGUAGAAUUUAGUCGCCCUUUCCCAAUGCCCACCCACUCUCCCAUGUGCUUUGACAGCACGCUGAAGGAUAUCGACGGUGCUCGCUCCUGUUUUCCAUCGAAACGGCCCUGUCGGGAGACCUGCCCCUGCACGGCCUGCAGCAUCAUCUGCGCCGCCCCGUCCUUCCCACAUCGGACAGUGUCGUGUCGUAAUCGUCGUCACAGUGAAUGUACCUACGGAUCGGGAUUAUUCCCCAUCGCAUCGGAAAGUUUCGAUGAUGAGGGAUUUGAUCGGAACAGUCUGGGUUCCGAUUACGAUGGGGACGUUUUGGGUAGGAGAUUUUCCUAUGAUUUGGAUGAUAUUCAGGAUGCCAUAGAGGUAUUGCGUCCUGCGCCACGCUUAACUACUCGCUCGAUAUCUACACCGACACCGCACCAUACUCCCGUGGCGAAAUUUCUUUCGCCUUCCCUUAAAGCGUAUAAAGAUGGGCCAUCGGAUACGGAAUUCGUUAUACUGCUGGAUGAUGAGGAAGUGCCCAUUGAAUCCUGCGGAUGGGAGGAGCAGAUGUUGGUCGAUAGGAUACCCGAGGUUAUGUGUACGGAUCGCAUUACGGUCCGGGAUUUCGACGACGGAUCUGUUCUGGUUAACGAUUUCUUCAUGAAGCCGGAUAGCGAUCUGGGAUGUGGAUCGUUUUGUUCGUUUCGUUUAUCAUCCUGCAUUGCAAAUCAUGGGCAUUAUGCCCUAAAGUUGGUGUCCAAAACGAAAGCGAAGAAAAAUUCCAUGUUAUUCAAACAAUCGAAAAACCCUUUUCUAAACAUCGAGAGGGAAACAGCGAUAUUGAAAAAAAUCAAACACCCCAACAUUGUCAAACUCUUCGAGAUUAUGGACGAUCCAGAAGAAGACAAUUUGUAUUUUGUAUUCGAAUACAUUGAUCGUGGAUGUAUUUUAACCAUACCGUCGGAUUCUCCUUUGAAAGAAUCCGUGGCCAUAUCGUACAUGCGCGAUGCGUUGUAUGGCGUAGAAUAUCUGCAUUCCAAGAAUAUCAUUCAUCGUGAUCUCAAACCGGAGAACAUGCUGCUGAAUUCCUUUGGGAGAGUGAAGUUAAUCGAUUUUGGAUUAAGUUUCGUCCAUGAAGAGGGAAAUGACACCACUCGUCUACCCUACGGUACACCGGCCUUUACCGCUCCUGAAUGCCUUGAUGAGGAACUACCGGAAGGCUAUUCCGCGCCAAUCAUGGAGAUGUGGGCGUUGGGUGUCACUUUGUUCGCUCUACUAUUUGGACAUGUGCCUUUCUACCACGACAACCUUUACGAACUCUACCGGAUGAUCCAGGAAGACCGCGUUGUUAUUCCCAGCACAACGAGCUGUCAUGUUUCCCUCAAUGCCCGCUCUUUGCUUAAAGGAAUGCUGGAUAAGAACGUGGACGAACGCUUAAAACUUAAGGACAUUUUGUCUACGACGGUUUUUCUCUGGAAACAUUCCUGUGGCUAUUUACCGGAACCUUGUAAACCCUGCAAGUAUUACCGGUUGAAGCAUCGGGCUGCUCGAUCUCGGUAGAAUGUGCACUCUUGCCUCCGAGACAAAUUCCACCGGUUUAUUUAAAUUGGAUCUUCACUUUAAUCCCAUCUUACCGGGAUGCUUGUUUUGUAGAUAUUGGUUUAUAAUAAUUGCGUUAUAAACGGUUGUGAAAGUAUUAGUAUGGUUUGACAUGACUUGUAAUUAGGAUUUCUUUUGUAAUGUGGAUUUCUUUGGCUUGAUUUUGAAACGUUUUAGCAUUUUUCAGAUCUGAAUGAUUUUUUUGACCAAAGUUGAAACGGCUGACUUUAUUAUUAUGAUUAGCGGUAUGUGCAGAUAGUCUGUAGACUGUUCUACACUGUUGCACAUUGUACAUUUUUGUUUAGUCGUGUGCAUAGAAAAUUUUGAGUUGUU
Messenger RNA from Paramacrobiotus metropolitanus, 2431 nucleotides. RefSeq lists its product as uncharacterized. Lineage: Eukaryota; Metazoa; Tardigrada; Eutardigrada; Parachela; Macrobiotidae. The transcript is spliced from 7 exons. Gene Ontology annotation, cellular component: cytoplasm. Bases 500 to 2059 code for a protein of 519 amino acids. Gene Ontology annotation, biological process: intracellular signal transduction; protein phosphorylation. Gene Ontology annotation, molecular function: ATP binding; protein serine/threonine kinase activity. The record is from RefSeq and is a predicted model, not a curated record.